This is a messenger RNA of Microthlaspi erraticum, 2721 nucleotides long. NCBI's taxonomy places the organism in Eukaryota, Viridiplantae, Streptophyta, Magnoliopsida, Brassicales, Brassicaceae. The record is from the annotation of a GenBank genome assembly.
AUGGCUGAGACACUUUUGUUGUUUGGAGUUGAGAAGCUUUGGGACUUUCUUAUCCGAGAAUCUGAUCGAUUUAAGGGAGUUAAUGAGCAGCUGACUGAACUCAAAAGUGAUCUAAACUUGCUUAGGUCAUUUUUGAAAGAUGCAGAUGCUAAGAAACAUGCAAGUGCGAUGGUGAGAAACUGUGUGGAAGAGAUCAAAGAAAUUGUUCUGGACGCGGAGGAUAUAAUCGAAACAUUUCUUCUCAAGGAAGAGCUCCGAAAACCAAGUGGCAUCAAGAAGUAUAUGAGAAGACUUUCUUGCAUUGUAGUGGACCGGAGGGAAGUUGCUACAGAAAUGGAAGGCAUAAGCAAGCGGAUUUCCAAGGUGAUCGGUGAUAUGCAGAGUUUUGGGGUGCAACAGUUGUUCAUUGAUGGUGGCGGGUAUUCCAAUCCUCUACAAGAAAGACAAAGGGAGAUGAGACACACUUUUCCUAGUGACAACGAAAGCAAUUUUGUGGGUUUAGAGCAAAACGUGAACAAAUUGGUUGGCUAUUUGGUAGAGAAGGAGAGCAUUCAUGUGGUUUCUAUUUGUGGGAUGGGCGGUAUUGGUAAAACUACCCUUGCUCGACAAGUUUUUAAUCAUGAGAUGGUAAAAAACCAUUUCGAUGGAGUUGUGUGGGUCUGUGUUUCACAACAGUUUACACGGAAAUAUGUGUGGCAAACGAUCUUGGAGCGGCUUAGUUCAGAAUAUGAUGAGCAUAGAGUGUCAAAUAUGACUGAAGACAAGCUCCAGGAAAAUCUUUUUAAAUUGUUGGAAACCAGCAAUUCUUUGAUUGUUCUCGAUGAUAUUUGGGAAGCAGAACACUGGGACAGAAUAAAGCCUGUCUUUCCACCAAAUAAAGGUUGGAAGGUACUACUUACUUCUCGAAAUGAAGGAGUAGCAGUACAUGCAAAUCCAACAUGUAUCAUUUUUAAACCAGAAUGCCUAAACCCUGAAGAAAGUUGGACACUUUUUCGAAUGAUAGCAUUUCCUAUGAAAGAUGCAAUCAAUUCUGAUUUGGAAGAGAUGGGAAAGCAGAUGAUCAAGCACUGUGGAGGACUACCGUUGGCUAUAAAAGUGUUAGGAGGGUUGUUAGCUGCAAAAAACACAUUGCAUGAGUGGGAAAGAAUAAAUGAGAAUAUUAAAUCUCACAUCGUUGGAGGGAGAAGCUUCAAUUACAGAAGUACCAGUUCUGUUUACCAUAUACUGUCUCUGAGCUAUGAAGAGCUGCCGAUUUAUUUGAAGCACUGUUUCCUCUACCUUGCUCAUUUUCCUGAAGAUUAUCCAAUAGAUAUGGAGAUAUUGUCGUAUUUUUGGGCAGCAGAAGGAAUACAAAGAUCAAGGUAUUACGUUGGAGCCAGCAUUCAAGAAGUCGCAGAUGGGUACAUAGAAGAAUUGGUGAAGAGAAACAUGAUUAUUUCUGAAAGAGACAUUUACACUUCAAGAUUGAAAACAUGUCAGUUGCAUGACAUGAUGAGAGAAGUCUGUGUGCUUAAAGCUGAAGAAGAGAACUUCCUACAAGUUGUUGACGACACAUCAACUGCAAAAUCUAAAGCUCCUUGUAAAUCUCGCAGACUCGCCAUACAUAAAACAUCCUAUAUGGAGGGGGAGAUAAUUAAUAUAAAACUUAGAUCUCUCUUAGUUAUCAAUGGGAACGAGCGGAGGGAUAGUUUUUAUGGUUCACAUCUAUUCUUUGACAGGUUACAGUUGAUGAGGGUUUUAGACCUUGGUGGAGCCGAGUUUGAUGGAGGAAAGUUACCCUCUAGCAUUGGGAGGCUCAUCCAUUUGAGAUAUUUGAGUUUAUUUCUGGCACAAGUAGAUUAUCUCCCUUCUUCUAUGCGGAAUCUGAAGCAGCUGCUCUAUUUAAACUUAGUUGUUGAUCAAAUGGAAUGUGCAAUAUCCAUGCCCAACUUCUUUAAAGAGAUGCGAGAAUUGAGAUGCCUCUGUCUUCCGUUGAGAAUAAGUAAGAACGUAAAGAUGGAAUUGCGUAAUCUAGUCAACAUGGAGACUUUGGAGAAUUUCUCAACAGAGCAUGGAAAUUUGAGGGAUCUCCAAGGUAUGACACGACUCAGAAAACUCUCAAUUAUCAGAGACAAAGGGUGUACUAUGGAAACUUUAUCAUCAUCUCUAAGUAGAUUGAGAAACUUGGAAAAUCUUACUAUAAGAGAUUACUGGCGCACAAAUGAUGAUGAAGGACUUGUUUUGGAUUGCGCUAAUCUCAAACAGCUGGAUCUGAGUAUAUAUAUGCCAAGGUUUCCUAGUGGACAACACGUCCCUUCUCGACUUACAAUUAUAUCUCUACGUCAUUGUUGUUUGGAGGAGGAUCCAAUGCCGAUUCUAGAGAAGCUGCUUCAUCUGAAAAAAGUUCGUUUAGGGGAAAGUUCAUUUUGUGGGAAGAGAAUGGUUUGCUCGGGCGGUGGUUUUCCACAAUUGCAAGAACUUGAAUUAGUUGAGUUGGAAGAGUGGAUAGUAGAAGAAGGCUCCAUGCCACUUGUCCAUACUCUCCAAAUGGGUUAUUGUGAGGAUUUAAAGGAGCUUCCUGAUGGGCUGCGAUUCCUCACUUCCUUAAAGGAUCUAACUCUCGGAAGCAAAUGGGAGGAGAGAGUAUUGAAAGGAGGAGAAGAUUAUUACAAAAUCCAACAUGUCCCUUCUGUUCAAUUCCAUUUGAGUUUUCAUAGUUCAAGCUCCGAGUCUGACCUAUGA